This is a messenger RNA of Spirometra erinaceieuropaei, 429 nucleotides long. Lineage: Eukaryota; Metazoa; Platyhelminthes; Cestoda; Diphyllobothriidea; Diphyllobothriidae. The record is from the annotation of a GenBank genome assembly.
AUGUUGCCGACUUGCGCGGCAACGGUUGCAAGAAAUGUUAGGCCACUGGAUGGCCGUAAGGUCGAGGAGAUCCAGAUAUACGCCGACCACCAUGACUCAAAGAACGUCUUCGCUGCAGACAAGGUGAUGUACGGUUCCCCGACCAAAGGAAAGGCAUCGCUCCUCUGUUCUGAGGGAUCAACCCUUUUGACAAAGAAGUCGCAGAUUCUAAAGCGCAGGGCCGAGCACUUGAGCAGCUUUCUCAGUCGGCCCUCCAUAAUCGCCGACACCGCCAUCAACCGGUUCCCCCAAAUGGAAAUCAACGUCGACCAGGGUCUCUGCCCCCCGUUCCAGAAGCCAGUCGCUCCCGGCAACAACUCCUCAGCGGAAAAGCAGCAGUCUCCGACGCAAUCUCAUGCAAAAUCUACAAACUCGGCGGCCUUCGUUUGA